GUCGUCGUCGUCGCCAUGGCCGGAUGCCGCCCCGCCUGCCCCUGCGCCUCCGCCGCCAGGCUGCUGGCCUCCGCCUUCGCCGCCGCGCACGCAGGUAUCUCCUGCAGUCGCCCUCACUUCCCAGCGUUGGGGAGGCUGGGCCUCUUCGAGACGCAGAUCGUCAGAAGAGCUCCUCUUAGGACCUUUUCCGAAACCCCGGCUUACUUCGCCUCCAAGGACGGCCCCGGCAAAGAUGGAUCCGGAGGUGGAAAUAAGAAAUCCGUCAACGAAGGAGGCGCCAAAAAAUCGGGCUCCGGGAAUUCCGGGAAAGGAGGCAACCAGCUCCGCUGUCCGAAGUGCGGGGACCUGUGCACGCACGUCGAGACCUUCGUGUCUUCCACUCGCUUUGUGAAGUGUGAAAAAUGCCAUCACUUUUUCGUGGUGCUGUCCGAAGCCGACUCCAAGAAGAGCAUAGCGAAGGAGCCGGAAUCCGCGGCCGAGACGGUGAAAUUGGCCUUCCAGCAGAAGCCGCCACCUCCCCCCAAAAAGAUCUACAACUACCUCGACAAGUACGUGGUCGGCCAGUCUUUCGCCAAGAAGGUGCUCUCGGUCGCCGUGUACAAUCACUACAAGAGGAUCUACAACAACAUCCCCGCUAACGUCCGGCAGCAAGCGGAAGUCGAGAAACCCACGUCGCUAACGCCCAGAGAAUUAGAAAUCAGACGCCGAGAGGAUGAAUACCGUUUUACAAAGCUCCUCCAGAUCGCCGGGAUCAGCCCCCACGGCAACGCCCUGGGGGCGUCCAUGCAGCAGCAAGUCAGCCAGCAGGCGCCCCAGGAGAAGCGAGGCGGGGAAGUGCUGGAUUCCGCCCACGACGACAUCAAACUCGAAAAGAGUAACAUCCUGCUCCUUGGACCGACCGGCUCAGGUAAAACCCUGCUGGCCCAGACUCUAGCCAAGUGUCUGGACGUGCCGUUCGCCAUCUGUGACUGCACCACCUUGACUCAGGCCGGGUACGUGGGCGAAGACAUCGAGUCCGUGGUCGCCAAGCUGCUACAGGACGCCAACUAUAACGUCGAGAAAGCCCAACAGGGAAUUGUCUUUCUGGAUGAAGUAGAUAAGAUUGGCAGUGUGCCAGGCAUUCAUCAGUUACGGGAUGUAGGUGGAGAAGGCGUGCAGCAAGGCUUGUUAAAGCUCCUCGAAGGAACGAUCGUCAACGUCCCCGAGAAGAACUCCAGGAAGCUGCGGGGCGAAACGGUGCAGGUGGAUACCACCAACAUCCUGUUCGUGGCCUCGGGCGCGUUCAACGGCCUAGACCGCAUCAUCAGCAGGCGGAAGAACGAAAAGUACCUGGGGUUCGGGACUCAGUCGAACGUGGGGAAAGGGCGCAGGGCGGCGGCCGACCUCGCCAACCGCAGCGGGGAGUCCAACGCCCCCCAGGACCUGGAAGAGAAGGACCGGCUCCUGCGCCACGUGGAAGCCAGGGACCUGAUCGAGUUCGGCAUGAUCCCCGAGUUCGUGGGCCGGCUGCCCGUGGUGGUCCCCCUGCACAGCCUGGACGAGAAGACCCUCGUCCAGAUCCUCACCGAGCCCCGCAACGCCGUCGUCCCCCAGUACCAGGCUCUGUUCAGCAUGGACAAGUGUGAGCUGAACGUUACCGAGGACGCUUUGAAGGCUAUCGCCAGACUAGCCUUAGACCGGAAGACGGGAGCAAGAGGUCUUCGGUCUAUCAUGGAAAAGCUGUUACUCGAGCCGAUGUUCGAAGUACCCAAUUCUGACAUUGUGUGUGUGGAAGUGGACAGAGACGUCGUGGAAGGGAAGAAAGAGCCAGGAUACAUCAGGGCCCCCGCCAAGGAGUCGGCGGAAGAGGAAUACGACUCGGGCGUCGAAGAGGACGGUUGGCCCCGGCAGGCGGACGCGGCCAACAGUUAAACGCCCCCCCCCCCCUCCGCCCCCGCCUCUCGACCCCGCAGAGAAAGAGCCCUCGCGGGGGUUCGAUACGGGGCAGGACUUGGAAUCCCAGCCGCCCGGUCUCACGGGCACCGGGUCGACCCCGAGUCCCCCACGCGGUCCCGAAACUUUUAGGGCGAGACCCGGGAUCGGGGGUCUUGUCGUGGCAUCGCUUUGAUUUAUGCAGCGGACUUCGGCGGCACAGCGUUCAGAGAUCAAAAUGUACAUUAUCCGGUUGAGUUUUUACAACCCCGAAGGAACAGAAAUUCUUAGCCUUCCCAAAAGCAGUCGCGGGGGUCUCGGGGAGCUAAUUUUACAAUAAUGUUACUCUACAGAUGGGGGGG
Molecule: messenger RNA, 2273 nt
Organism: Ornithorhynchus anatinus (platypus)
Lineage: Eukaryota; Metazoa; Chordata; Mammalia; Monotremata; Ornithorhynchidae
Gene: CLPX
Product: caseinolytic mitochondrial matrix peptidase chaperone subunit X
Exons: 14
Coding region: 16-1911 (631 amino acids)
Biological process (GO): protein folding; protein catabolic process; proteolysis
Cellular component (GO): mitochondrial matrix
Molecular function (GO): protein dimerization activity; ATP-dependent protein folding chaperone; zinc ion binding
Source: RefSeq, a predicted model, not a curated record